Molecule: messenger RNA, 431 nt
Organism: Notechis scutatus (mainland tiger snake)
Lineage: Eukaryota; Metazoa; Chordata; Lepidosauria; Squamata; Elapidae
Source: RefSeq, a predicted model, not a curated record
UGCAGAAAGAUGAUGGACUCUGGGCAAAUUGAUUUCUAUCAGCAUGACAAAGUGUGCACCAACACCUGCCGAAGCACCAAGUUUGAUCUCCUGUUCAGCAGUGCCAGGGCCCCAGUACCAGGACAAACAACCCUGGUACAGACUCCCACUUCUGCUGAUGGAAGCAUCACUCAAAUUGCAGUGUCUGAGGAAAGUGUAGAAGAAGGGAUUGAAUGGAAUUCUGCUAUGACAGCAGCAGUCACUAUGGCAACUGAUGAGGGAAUCAAGAAAGACCCAGAGGAGAUUUCAGAGGAGAUGCUGAUGUUUUGGAAAGGCAUUGCUGAUGUGGGCUUGAUGGAAGAAGUGGUCUGUAAUAUUCAGAAGGAGAUAGAGGAGGUGCUAAGAGGGGUACAGCAGAGGCUUGCCCAGUCCCCCUUCCAGAUUACCGGUGG